AUGUCUUCCACACUUGAACAGAUUUUAGCAACCUUCCUCAAUGCUAACAGUAUUCUCACUCGAACAAUCUCUACUCUCUCUGUGUUAUUCUUCAUAUAUGGAUUCUACUGUUUCAUAUUUGGACUAUCAAUCCAUGUUCUCUUUCACCAAUCCAAUCCUGUCCACAGGCUACAGACAGGAUGCACUAUAGCUCUGUUUAUACUAGCAACCAUCUAUAUUGUUAGCCAAGUAUGGGCAACAUUCGGACAAGCCUCUAUUGGGUUUCAUGCUGCAACAACAAAGGAUUAUGCUUCAGUUAUCCAGUAUCUCAAGGGAGAUGAUGGGAAAAUUGCUUGGGUUGGCACUUUGGACAUAGUUUCAAAUCUCAUGAAUUCAAUAGCUGACAUAAUGCUUAUUCAUCGCUGCUAUCGCAUUUUCAAUUCAAACAAACUUGUUCUGUUUACACUUGGUUUUUCUGCAUGUAUUCUAAAUGGUAUUGAUCUUGGGUGUAUCAUUGCCAUCACAAUUGGAUAUGGUAGCUCAUCAAAACCUGACAAUCCCAACCUUAUAAUGAAAGUGCAGUCUAUUGACAAUGGAGUUGUAAUAGGAAUAGCUAUUUUCCAAACUAUAUUGACAUUCUUGACUGGAGGGCGCAUUUGGUGGAUUACCCAUCAAGCAAGGAAAUUGAUGGGAGGGUCAACAUGCACAAGAUAUAAUAACAUUAUAGCUAUCAUUAUUGAGUCUGGAUUACUAAAUGCAGGUUUCCUGUUGACUGAAGCAGUGGUUGAACCUAUAUUGGAUAGUGGGGGAAUAAGCAAUGCACCAAUUGAUUUCACAAUUUUUCCAGUAUUAAUGUCUGGUCUUUCUCCUACAAUGGUUAUUGCCUGGGUAGCAUAUGGAAAAUCUGUUGAGAGUGUUCAGCAGGCAAUAUCAAUGCACCACAGAUCUAAUACCGAGACUAGCCACCUGAGGUCUGCUACAGGCAUAAGGCAGGCAACUAUUGACCUUGAGUCACAAACUCAGGCUGGUAUUACCAUCAGUGACCUAUAG
Messenger RNA from Marasmius oreades (fairy-ring Marasmius), 1029 nucleotides. RefSeq lists its product as uncharacterized. The transcript is spliced from 10 exons. The record is from RefSeq and is a predicted model, not a curated record. The coding region runs from base 1 to 1029 and encodes 342 amino acids. Lineage: Eukaryota; Fungi; Basidiomycota; Agaricomycetes; Agaricales; Marasmiaceae.